UUGUUUUACAAUUGUAGAUCACAGUGUGUUGUCGUCCAGUCAGAGUGCAGCUCUUAACCCGUAGCUGACCUCUAGGCAGACUACACUCCGGACCUGCAGCUGCAAUCUGACAUUAGUUUUUUCUCACACACUGGGGCUCUUUUUGUUUCACACACGAUGCAGGUUCCCACGUAUCCUCUUCUUCUUCUUCUUCUUCCCCUCUCCCUUCUGCUCCUUCAUUCUGUCGCUCCAGUACACGGAGGCCAUGCUCUGGUUUUUCCGGGAGAGUUCAGCCAUUGGUUGAACAUGCGAAUCAUCAUAGAAGAGUUGGUGAAGAAAAACCACUCGGUCACCAUCCUAGUGCCCGAUGCAUCGCCUACUGUCAACUACAACAACAGCCGCGACGCCGCCAAGUUCAACUUCCUGGUUUUCAAGGUGCCAUACAGCAAGGAGGAAUAUUUGAGCCCCAUUGAGGAAUUCAUCCACUUCUCCAUGCAUGACCCCUCAAUGCUGCAAGUGGCCAUGAAGCUGAUCGACUUCAUGGGGCGGAGCUUGGAUUUCGGGAGGCAGCAGUGUGACGGGAUUCUAAAGAACAAUCAGUUGAUGGCAACUCUGCGGGAUGCCGCUUUCGACGUCGUCCUACUUGACUCCUUGGUAAUGUGUGGCGACCUGGUGGCUGAUGUGCUCGGCGUGCCGCUCGUCAUCUCGCUACGCUUGAGCUUAGGCAGUGUUUUUGAGCGUCACUGUGGCCACGCUGUGUUUCUGCCGUCUUAUGUCCCGGUAGCUCCUGUGCUGUACAACGACCACAUGACGUUCACGGAGAGACUAAUCAACUUGGUGACAUAUGUGGCGUCAUCAGUGCUAACUGAACUGGGCUGGAAGCUGACGAUGGAUAAAUACUACAGUGAGAUCAAAGGAACUCCCACCAGUGUGUGUGAGACUCUGGGGAAGGCUGACGUGUGGCUCAUCAGGACGUUCUGGGACAUCGAUACGCCACGGCCAACCCCACCCAACUUCAAACACGUGGGUGGUCUGAACUGCAGACCAGCCAAUCAGCUGCCAGAGGACCUGGAGGCUUUUGUGCAGAGUUCAGGUGAUGCUGGUGUAGUCGUCGUUUCUUUUGGCUCCAUGGUACCCAAUCUGACGAUGGAGCGCACCAACGUCAUCGCCACCGCCUUAGGACGAAUCCCUCAGAAGGUGAUUUGGCGUCACCGUGGUGAAGCUCCAUCUGCACUUGCGCCAAACAUAAAGAUUUCUGAUUGGAUCCCUCAGAACGAUCUGCUCGGUCACCCGAAGACACGAGCAUUUGUGACUCACGGCGGCACUAACGGUCUGUAUGAAGCUGUGUUUCACGGCGUGCCUCUGGUCGGCUUGCCGGUGUUUGGCGAUCAGUCUUAUAAUCUUAACCGUAUGAGCCACCUCGGCACUGCCAUCGUCCUCGACUUCAACAAAGUGACAGCUGAGGAGCUGGCAGAAGCACUGCAUGCCAUCGUCAACCAGCCAAGCUACAAGACCAGCAUGCAGCGUCUGUCGGCGGUGCACCGCGACCAGCCGGUGACGCCACUGAAUACUGCCGUCUUCUGGUUGGAGUUUGUUAUGCGACAUGGUGGAGCUAGGCAUUUGCGGUUGGCUUCACAUAAUCUGAACUGGUUCCAGUACCACAGCUUGGACACAGGCGCUGUCCUGCUCAUCACUUUGAUGACCGCCGCUGCUUUGUGUUGGGUGGUCAUACGCUGCUUCCUGCAGAAGUGCAGACGACGAGGAGGAAGAGAGAAGGAGGACUGAAGAAAGAUAUUUUUGAAGUGCAUACCUCCACCUUUAUAGGCUCUCUUCCACCUGCUGCCUCCUCUGACUACAGAUCAUGACGUCAUCCGCAAAAACAAUAUUCAACAGAGACUCCCGCCUGAUCUCAUCGGUCAGCCUGUCCAUUAUCACUGCAAAUACAGAAGGGGCUCUGAACAGAUCCCCGAUGUGAUGGGUGUGAUCCCACACCCAUCUUGAACUCAUCUGUCACUCCUACAGCAUGCCUCACCACGGUCUCAUUUUGAAUCUGAAGUCACACAGAGACCAUCAAAAGCUUUUUCUUUACCCAACAAGCAUCAAUAAGAGAUAUUUAGGAGUAAACUGUUUGUAACUUGUCCUUUAAAAUGCACACGCAGAAAGUUGAUGAUUGCCUUCAUGUGCUGAUUAAUGACAGAGUGAAUUAAAGCAGAUAAGGAAAA
Messenger RNA from Neolamprologus brichardi, 2201 nucleotides. Its product is annotated as UDP-glucuronosyltransferase 2A1-like. Gene Ontology annotation, molecular function: glucuronosyltransferase activity. The record is from RefSeq and is a predicted model, not a curated record. NCBI's taxonomy places the organism in Eukaryota, Metazoa, Chordata, Actinopteri, Cichliformes, Cichlidae.